AUGAUGGUUCCAAGCAACGAAGCAUUAGAGCUUCUUUUCAGCUACAAUAAUAUAGUUAUGGAUCUUAUUGAAAAAUCAACUGUUGAGGACCCCCUGCCAGAAAAAAUAAAGCAGAGACAUGCCUAUUCCAAGCAAUACACUAUUGAUAUCCAGAAAUGGAGUGUUGAGUAUUCGGAGCUGACUUCUCAAGUAGAUUCAAUCAAGGCCUUAUAUCCAGACUUUUUUGUAGAAAAUAAUGACCCCGUAAUGAAUUUAGACUUGCUUCAAGAGCAAAAUGUAGUUCAUGUACUCCUUUACUCUGCAGUCAUGUUUCAAUGGCCUUCUUUGGACCCGGUAGUCUUUUUUUCUGCUGAUGAUAUAAACAAGGGCACUGCUUUUAAUAAAACUUCAAUAGAUAGAAUGAAGUUGAAUCUUGAAAUGCUUUCAAAUUACGAAUGUAUUGAUUUUUUGGUAAAUCAAAAUUUCGAUGAUGAAAUCAAAACACUCCUAAGAACUUUGGCGCUCUAUUUCUAUAUCAGAGCAAAUGGUGGCAGCAUUACACUCAAUUUAAAUUGCUUUAUAGAUAAAAAGUACAAAUGAGAAAUAUGUAAGAUUUUUCAAAAGAAUGGGAAAUUAGAAACGUUUUUAAGAAAUCUUUAUCACACAAGUGUUUGCAAGGAGGCGUAUAAAAGAAUUAUACUUGCUGAAGAUGAAAGCGAUUUUGAAGCUAAGCUUGAGCAGCUCUUUGAUUAUGCGAUAGAGCAUUCAUAUUAUGCUAACCUUCCAAAAGGUCUUUAUGGGCUCACAGCAAUUGGUCGCAAAAUAUUCAUAUCAAGCGAAUACACUCAAAAAAAAGAAGAAGAAACAGAAGAAAAGAAAAAAAAUGAGGAAGAGAAAGAGAAAGAGGAAAAAAAAGAAGAAGAAAAAAUAUUAUCUGAAUUAGAAGCAAAAGCAAGAGAUGUAAAUAAAGAGGAAGAAUUUGAAUUUGGAUUUGGACCUACACUGAUAAUACUUUUGCACGAAAUAGCACACCUUGCUUCUAGAUUUUGGGCCCAGCAAAAUUCUUACUUUAUAAUAACGCCAAGGGAUAUCAAAAGCAAAUCAGAUCCUGAAAGAUCAUAUGGAGAAAGAGGAGACUAUCUUGAGACGUUACUUUUUGGCGACAGGCUGCAAGCUCUUUAUAGAAGAGGGGAAGAAGUUUUAUUAAAUAUUGAAAACUGAAACGUGCCAAUAGAUGAUUUUCAGUCAGAAUUCCUAAAUAUGCAAGAAUUUAGCAAAGCAAAUGGUGGCAAAGCAUGCAUCCUUUCAAGAGGAAAUGAAAUAACCAACUGUGUAAAAUUCGGCAGAUGUGGGAUGUCUUAUUGGACUUCACGUUCGUAA
Blepharisma stoltei is the source of this 1359-nucleotide messenger RNA. The record is from the annotation of a GenBank genome assembly. NCBI's taxonomy places the organism in Eukaryota, Ciliophora, Heterotrichea, Heterotrichida, Blepharismidae.